This is a messenger RNA of Acaulospora morrowiae, 225 nucleotides long. NCBI's taxonomy places the organism in Eukaryota, Fungi, Glomeromycota, Glomeromycetes, Diversisporales, Acaulosporaceae. The record is from the annotation of a GenBank genome assembly.
AUGAUCCAGGAGACUGUCACCACCUCUUUUACUUCUAUUUCUAGUAUCGAGGAGACUGAUGAAAUAAAAAAACAUUGUUAUUUUUGGUGGAAAACUGGCAGCAUUCAUCCGAAGGCCGGGUGGGAGGAAGCUACACUUUUCUCUAUAUUUAUACUAACAAUCUUAAUAUUUGAACUAACUUUUGAUCUAUUCUACUAUGAACUUUCAUUAACUCUACUCAAUUAA